Messenger RNA from Durotheca rogersii, 2887 nucleotides. Its product is annotated as glycoside hydrolase family 3 protein. The transcript has a single exon. NCBI's taxonomy places the organism in Eukaryota, Fungi, Ascomycota, Sordariomycetes, Xylariales, Xylariaceae. Bases 535 to 2454 code for a protein of 639 amino acids. Gene Ontology annotation, molecular function: beta-glucosidase activity. Gene Ontology annotation, biological process: glucan catabolic process. The record is from RefSeq and is a predicted model, not a curated record.
CCGAGACCAGGACGGUGGACCCCACGACAUGCAUCAUGUACAUACGUCGACCGAAGGGGUCGACGGUGGGCUGACUCGGGGUUUAUAGACUGUGCCUGGGACCGAGCGACCAGGCUUCCACGCUGCCAGAAUGCGACGUAGUGGAUAAAAUACCUGUCCUCACACCGACUUCAAGCUACAUUUUCCAUGGCUUAACGACCCCCGUUCAACGAAUGUACAAGCUUGCCUCUGGCUCUCUGGCCGCAGACGUCCGCAAGAGGAGUCUAUUGGUGCGGGAAAGAGAUGGAAAGACUCGGCUCUAGCGCCCGAAGGAAUAAUUAUGUAUCAUGUCGGUAUGGUUGCACUGCUCCAACCAUCACGCGGUAGAGAAGCUUGGCGCACGUUUGUCGGCUGUGUUUUCCCCGUAUUCCAGAAGCGUGGACGGGGUAAGUAGGAGGAGUAUAAACCCCACGGGAUUCCCUCCCCCCAAGCCGUGAUUGCCGUUGCUGGUCCACGACCAAACCACUCGUCACAAGUCAUUCGGUACAUGGAACCAUGGGCUCCCAUAUCAGACCACGCAGAGCUCUCAUCGCCCUCGUGGCAAUCUCAUCAUGGCUAUCAGGCGGUUGGUGCUCCGGGGCCCCACCUCGAGAGCCAGCGCACCAGUUCUCACUCCGCGGCCGACCAGCCACGACUAGAGCCGAAGGACUCCCGGCAUACAGGGACGCUUCGCUAAGCAUAGACGAAAGAGUCGAAGACCUCAUCAAGCGUAUGACGCUAGAAGAGAAAGCCGGACAGAUGUUCCACACGCAGCUGCUUAUGGGACCCAAUGGCACGCUGGACCAAGGUGCGGAGGACCCCAUCCGUCGCAACAGCACAGACUUCAUGAUCGGAGAGCAAUUUAUGACGCAUUUCAACCUCGCCAGUUCCAUCGACGACGCGCGGGAGACGGCCGAGUUCUACAACCGCGUCCAACGGCGAGCUUUGAACACGCGCCUGGGUAUCCCCGUCACACUGUCAAGCGACCCUCGGCAUGGCUUCACCGAAAAUGUAGGGACCGGCUUCCAGGCGGCACGCUUCUCCCAGUGGCCCGAGACGCUGGGCCUCGCCGCACUCCGCAACCCCGAACUAGUGAGGAGAUUCGCCAGGAUCGCCCGCGAGGAGUACCUCGCCGUCGGCCUGCGCGUCGCGCUCCAUCCUCAGGUCGACUUGGCGACGGAGCCGCGAUGGGCGCGCAUCGCCGGCACCUUUGGCGAGGACGUCGGGCUCACCACCGAGCUCCUGACCGCCUACAUCCAAGGCUUCCAGGGCGACGCGAUCGGCCCGCGCUCCAUCGGCACCGUCACCAAGCAUUUCCCCGGCGGCGGGCCGAUGGAGAACGGCGAGGACUCGCACUUCCCCUACGGCAAGAACCAGACGUACCCCGGCGACAACUUCGACCACCACUUGAUCCCCUUCAAGGCCGCCAUCGCCGCCGGCACGCGCCAGAUCAUGCCGUACUACAGCCGGCCGAUCGGCACCAAGUACGAGCCGGUAGGGUUCUCGUUCAACAAGGGCAUCGUCACCGACCUGCUGCGCGGCGAGCUCGGCUUCGAGGGCAUCGUGGUGACCGACUGGACCCUCAUCACGGACUCGGUGCUGCUGGGGCAGCCGACGGAGGCGCGCGCGUGGGGCUUGGAGACGCUAUCCGAGGUGGAGCGCGUCGCGCGCGUGCUCGACGCCGGGUGCGACCAGUUUGGCGGCGAGUCGCGGCCGGAGCUAGUAGCGCAGCUAGUGCGGGAGGGCGUAGUCAGCGAGGCGCGGGUGGACGCGUCGGUGCGGCGGCUGCUGCGGGAGAAGUUCGCGCUGGGGCUAUUCGAGGCGCCGUUCGUAGACCCGGCGGCGGCGGCGCGGGUGGUGGGCAACGCGGGCUUCGCGCGCGCCGGCGCCGACGCCCAGCGCCGCGCCUACACGCUGCUGACCAACAAGGGCGGGCUGCUGCCGCUGCGCGCCGACCCGGCCACCCGGUUCUACGUCGAGGGCGUCGACGCGGCGGCGCUGCUCGCGCGCAACCUGACGGUGGUGGCGGCGCCCGCCGACGCCGACGUCGCGCUGCUGCGGCUCGCGGCGCCGUUCGAGCCGCGCCCGGGCGGCUUCGAGCGCCUCUUCCAUGCGGGGUCGCUCGAGUUCCCGGCGGCGGAGCGCGCGCGCCAGGCGGCCGUGUACGGCGCGGUGCCGACGGUGGUGGACCUGAAGCUGGACCGGCCGGCGGCGGUGCCGGAGGUGGCGGCGGGCGCGGCUGCGCUGCUCGCGAGCUUCGGCAGCGGGUCCGACGCCUUCCUCGACGUCGUGUUCGGCGUCGCCGCCCCCGAGGGCCGCCUGCCAUACGACCUGCCCCGGUCCGACGCCGCUGCCGCGGCGAACCUCGAGGAUGUCCCGUUCGACACGCCGGACCCCGUGUUCCGGUUCGGGCACGGCCUGCGGUACGCGGAGUGAACGGGGGGGCGGAGGGCCGGGACGAUGCGGAGAGCCGGUAGAGGCGGCCGGGUAGAUAGGCCUAGCUUAGCUGCAGCAACGUCGACGUCUACUACUGAGGUGUCGGCGCUGGUCAAUAAUGCCUAAAUAACCUUAGUGCUGCCACGUUCUCCUCGCCAUCACUGAUAGCCUCGCAAGUGACUUUCUGCCGUGCAUUUUGAAUGCGUUAAAAAGGUGCGGCAUUUUCGGCAGCAUAUUAGUUCCCUACUUUCUAAUUCGGCCGAGUUCACAAUUUGCAUCGCCAUGGCUGUCAAAAAUCGGUAUCUGAGCUUAGCGCAUUAGCGACUCCGGGCUACGGCGGCGGCACCGGACGCGAUGUGGGGACCGGGCGGUCCGGGGGGCAGCGGAUGCGGCAAUCCCGGCGGUUUGGCGACGCCGAUUGCUUUGGUCGUCG